CACACAUUCACGCCUCGGUGCGCGCGCUCACAAACUGUCAGAUUAGCGGCGAUGAAUCACGGGUGUAAACCGUCUGAGCCCUGAAGUUCAUCAGACACCGGACAGGUCAGACCCGUACGGACGCCCAACAUGAGCGAGAGGUUCAUGGUCGUACCGGUGGCGCACGCCGACAAGAGCGCGUUUGGAGACGAACCGGACGGAGACUCUGUGUUUGACGCCGGUGCCGGUGAGGAGCGGCGGGGAUCGGUGCCCAUCCUCCGGUACAGCAGAGAACCCAACAAAUACGGUGAUGGAAACCCAAGGGAAAGCAGCCCGUUCAUCAAUAACGCAGAUGAUGAUAAGGGAACUCUGUAUGAUGGGAAAAACAUGGCACUUUUUGAGGAGGAGAUGGACAGCAAUCCCAUGGUGUCUUCACUGCUCAACAAACUGGCCAACUACACGAACCUCACGCAGGGCGUCCGGGAACACGAGGAGGCCGACGAGGAUGAAGGUGCCAAGAAGAAGACAGUCAAGAGUCCACAGAUGGGGACGUUUAUCGGGGUCUACCUGCCCUGCCUGCAGAACAUCCUGGGAGUGAUUCUCUUCCUGCGAAUGACGUGGAUCGUGGGAACGGCGGGAAUCCUGGAGUCCUUUAUCAUUGUGUCCAUGUGCUGCUCGUGUACAAUGUUGACAGCCAUAUCAAUGAGUGCCAUUGCUACAAACGGUGUUGUUCCAGCUGGAGGCUCGUACUACAUGAUCUCUCGCUCUCUGGGCCCGGAGUUCGGAGGCGCUGUGGGUCUGUGUUUCUAUCUGGGCACAACGUUCGCCGGCGCCAUGUACAUCCUCGGGACUAUCGAGAUCCUCUUGACGUACAUAGUGCCCAGUGCUGCUAUCUUUAAGGCGGAGGAGAAGGCGCAGGAGGCGGACGCUCUGCUGAAUAACAUGCGUGUUUAUGGGACGUGCUGUCUGACGCUCAUGGCUCUCGUAGUGUUCGUUGGUGUGAAGUACGUCAAUAAGCUCGCGCUGGUCUUCCUGGCCUGUGUAGUGCUGUCCAUCCUGGCCAUCUACGCCGGGGUCAUCAAAACCAUCUUUGAACCUCCAAUUUUUCCGGUCUGUUUGUUGGGCAACCGCACCCUGCAGAAAGGAUUUUUUGAUGAGGUUUUUGAAGAGUGAAUUAAUAGAGAAAUGUUAGAGUGAUUGAGAGUGUUUGGUAUGUUUUGUUUUAUGUUCUGUGGAUGGACGGAGGUUGAAGUGAGUUGUUAUGUAAUUAACGUCACCGAGAUCCAGGGCAUUCCCGGCCUCACCAGCGGAGUCAUUUCAGAGAACAUGUGGGGAAGCUACGGUCCUGCUGGCAUGCUGGUGGAGAAAGCCAUGCCCUCGGUGCCGGCGAGCGACGCGUCUCAGGACAAACACAUGCCGUAUGUGGUCAAUGACAUCACUGCCUUCUUCACGCUGCUGGUGGGAAUCUACUUCCCCUCCGUCACAGGUAUAAUGGCUGGAUCCAACAGAUCCGGGGAUCUGAGAGAUGCUCAGAGGUCUAUUCCCAUCGGCACCAUCCUCGCCAUCGCAACCACCACCAUCUUGUAUCUGUGAUGUGUGGUGAUUUUUGGCGUGUUCGUUGAGUGGGUGUGUUGUUUGGUGAUAAGUGAGAGGUUUGGAGACUCUGUUAAAGGUAAUUUAGUUAUUGGCACAUUGUCCUGGCCCUCGCCCUGGGUGAUCGUGAUCGGCUCGUUCUUCUCCUGCUGUGGGGCGGGGCUUCAGAGUCUCACCGGCGCCCCCCGGUUGCUGCAGGCCAUUGCACGGGACGGGAUCGUGCCCUUCCUCGAGGUGUUUGGUCAUGGAAAAGCCAACGGAGAGCCGACGUGGGCUCUUCUUCUGACGGCUGUGAUCUGUGAAAGCGGGAUUCUCAUCGCUUCUCUGGACGCCGUGGCUCCAAUCCUUUCCAUGUUCUUCCUCAUGUGUUAUCUGUUCGUGAAUCUGGCCUGUGCUUUGCAGACGCUGCUGAGGACGCCCAACUGGAGACCGCGAUUCAAAUACUACCACUGGACUCUUUCGUUUCUCGGGAUGAGUUUGUGUCUGGCUCUGAUGUUUAUUUCCUCCUGGUACUAUGCUCUGGUGGCGAUGCUCAUCGCUGGAUGCAUCUACAAAUACAUCGAGUAUCGCGGGGCGGAGAAAGAGUGGGGCGACGGGAUCCGCGGUCUGUCGCUCAACGCGGCGCGAUACGCUCUCAUUCGAUUGGAGGAGGCGCCGCCGCACACCAAAAACUGGAGGCCUCAGCUGCUGGUGCUGCUCAAUCUGGACUCUGAGCUGUCUGUGAAACACCCUCGUCUCCUGUCCUUCACCACGCAGCUUAAAGCAGGCAAAGGUCUGACCAUCGUGGGGUCAGUGCUGGAGGGAACGUUCCUCAGCAGAGAGAGCGACGCCAAGAGAGCAGAACAGAGCAUCAAAUCAGCCAUGGCCUCAGAGAAGACGAAGGGUUUCUGUCAUGUUGUGGUGUCGUCAAACCUGCGCGACGGCUUCUCUCACCUCAUCCAGUCAGCCGGACUCGGAGGAAUGAAGCACAACUCUGUUCUGAUGGCUUGGCCCACCAACUGGAAACAGUCCAGUGACCCGCAGUCCUGGAAGAACUUCAUAGAAACCAUCCGAGAGACCACUGCCGCCCAUCAGGCCCUGCUGGUGGCCAAGAACGUGGACAGCUUCCCUCAUCAGGAGCGUCUCGCUGAAGGAACCAUCGACGUGUGGUGGAUCGUUCAUGACGGAGGCUUGUUGAUGCUCCUGCCGUUCUUGCUGCAGCAGCACAAGGUCUGGAGGAAGUGCAAGAUGCGCAUUUUCACCGUGGCUCAGUUGGAUGACAACAGCAUCCAGAUGAAGAAAGACCUGCAGAUGUUCCUCUACCACCUUCGUCUGAAUGCUGAGGUGGAGGUCGUGGAAAUGCAUGACAGUGACAUCUCAGCGUUCACCUACGAGAAGACGCUGGUGAUGGAGCAGCGCUCACAGAUGCUGAAGCAGAUGCAGCUGUCGAGGACGGAGCGCGAGCGAGAGAUUCAAAGCAUCACGGAUGAGUCGCGUAGCUCCAUUCGGAGGAAGAACCAGAGCGGCGCUCACGGCUCGGCCGUCAAUAACCAGAACGCCCAUCUAGAUGACGAUAAACAAGACGAGGCUCAGCUGAUCCACGACAGAAACACGGCGUCUCACGCGGCUCUGAACGACAAGCCCGACGUGUCACCGGAGCGAGUCCACAUGACCUGGACCAAAGACAAGUUCUGCACCGAGCGCAACCGCAACCGAGACCACAGCGCAAACAUGGCGGUGCGAGACCUGUUCAGCAUGAAACCCGAAUGGGAGAGUCUGAAUCAGUCUAAUGUGCGCUGCAUGCACACGGCCAUCAAACUCAAUGAAGUGGUGGCCAAUAAGUCUCAGGGAGCUCAUCUGGUGCUCCUCAACAUGCCUGGACCACCCAAGAACAGAGGCGGCGAUGAAAACUACAUGGAGUUUCUGGAGGUUUUGAUGGAGGGUCUCAACCGGGUCCUGUUGGUGCGCGGCGGCGGUCGUGAAGUCAUCACCAUAUACUCAUAAAGCGGAUUGUAGCACGACGCCCCGCAGGCAGGAAUUCAGUUUUUAUUUUUCCCACAGCAAAGCCGGACAUCAUGGAGAAAGCUAGCGGUCGGGGUUUACAGCGGCGUUAUGUCCCGCUGCGUUCAUUACAGGACAUUGACUUUUGCGGCCCUCCUGAAGAGAGACAACGUGACGAAACCGAGACGAGCGAUGAUCCGAUUCGUAACGCGACACUUUAAUUUAUGACUCUUUUAUUGUUUUCUUUUGUGUGUUCGUACAGUCUAGUUUUUAUGUCUGUUUAUUGUGCAACAUCGUUUGGUUUUUCAAGAAGCUGAAGACUUUUUGAACCACGUACGAUCCGAAGGCUUAAAGCAGGUGUGUUUUAUUAAAGUAAAAUUUGAGUUUGUUGCUAAUGCCUGUUUAAUAUCGAUCCGCUCGUCUCCAUUCUGCAUUGCUUUUUAUUUGUGUAUGCCAGCUACGAUUCAAGCUGUCGCUUAAUACCCAAAAUAACAUCUACUUUUAGCGAACCAGGCUGUGAAACGAGUGUAUUCUUGUGGCAAAUCCAUAUCUGAGUUGCGAAAACGCACUUUUACUGUUAUCAAAGGAAUGUUUGAGUUUUUCACGUCGGCUAAUUUUAACAAUAAUGCAGCGCGGAUGAUGAAUGUGACGGAUGACGUUACAGACUUCACGAUACGGAUUGUGCAAUAACUUUUAUUCAUUAUCAAGUCAUCACUAGCCGAGCGUGACGUCCACUUGUCGAGGGUUUUGUGUUAUAAAAGUUGAAAUGUUUAACGCGAACAGCGUAUAAGGAGAAAAGCCAUAAUAGUUGGUCUCGUCAUUGAGUACCGAGGUUUUGUUUUGGCUUCAUCUCGGCAUGAAUCACAGAAAUCAGUUUAACUGGGAUGAUUUCAGCUGUAUUUGCACUUUUUUAUUAGAUUUUUCCGUUAAUCGUGUGAUGAAAGCACAGGGCACGGAUAACCUGUCCAGCACAAUGCUUGCUGAUGAUCAGAACCAGCACUGCGAAAUCUACUUCUCUCAGCAAUAAAUGUGUUUUCCCAUGAGCUGGAAUGAAAUUUAGUCUUUGUCUUGACAUUCAUGAUGUUAAACAUGGAGAAUCCUUAAUUAACCGGCAUUACUAAUAGAGAAAAGUUUAAAAGCGACUAGUUAACGAAAGCAAUUUGUUAGGAUUGAAGCUGAAGUGUGUUAAUCCUAGUGGCAUCAACUGGAACUGCAGUUUGUUUGAGUGACGAGAGCUGGACAUUUGCUCAACCAAUGGAGUAAAUUGGGGGGCAGAGCUAUUGGUUUCUGACCAAUAGCAAAUUGGGGGAGUGUUUAAUAUUUGUUUGAAAAACCUUUUACGUUUGGAAAUGACACACUUCAUCUUAAACAGGUUUAGAAAUGAUUGUGUUUAGAUUUGGACAAUCAGAAAGCAAUUUUAGAAAGAUUUACAUUUUAUUUUUGUUGCUUGUUUUUUUCUUAUACACUGUGUCCUAACCAGGUGAUAAAGCAACAAGCAGUAAGUCUUAUCCACUGUGACGCAUCUGAUUGGUCCAGAAUCACUGCAUAUUAAACAGCUGAUGUGUUCUGAUUGGCUGUGACUUUUGUUUUCUGCAUUAAUUCAUCUUGGUUAGGACACGGUGU
Cyprinus carpio (common carp) is the source of this 5175-nucleotide messenger RNA. RefSeq names its product solute carrier family 12 member 7-like. Gene Ontology annotation, cellular component: membrane. The record is from RefSeq and is a predicted model, not a curated record. Gene Ontology annotation, biological process: chloride transmembrane transport; potassium ion import across plasma membrane; chemical synaptic transmission. NCBI's taxonomy places the organism in Eukaryota, Metazoa, Chordata, Actinopteri, Cypriniformes, Cyprinidae. Gene Ontology annotation, molecular function: potassium:chloride symporter activity.